AGCGACGAGCGAUCCCUAGCGUUUCAGCUGCCGCCGACGCUGGCCGAGUCGCUUCCGUUGGACAACUGUCGAUGGCACUGGAAACAGGACAUGAUUUGUUAACUGAACUGAGAUUCAUGGAGCUUGCCUUGGAGCAGGCCAGGUUUGCUCUCGAAAACCUAGAAGUUCCAGUUGGAUGUGUUAUAGUGGAGGAUGGAAAAGUCAUAGCCUCGGGUAGCAACCGUACCUCAGCAACACGAAAUGCUACUAGACAUGCAGAAAUGGAAGCUAUUGAUACGUUACUUGAGGAGUGGCAAAAGAUUGGUCUUGGUCAAUCAGAAGUUGCAGAGAAAUUUUCAAGAUGUGAUCUAUAUGUUACAUGUGAACCAUGCAUAAUGUGUGCAACGGCUUUGUCCAUUCUUGGAAUAGGAAAAGUAUUUUACGGUUGUUCCAAUGAUAAAUUUGGAGGUUGUGGAUCUGUCUUAUCCCUACAUGAAAGUGCUUCUGAAAAAUUGUCCAGAGGUGAUUUACAAGCAAAGAGUUUCAAAUGUACUGGAGGUCUAAUGUCAGAAGAAGCUGUUGCACUUUUCCGAAAUUUCUAUGAACAAGGAAAUCCCAAUGCUCCAAAGCCUCACCGACCUGUCCGAAUGCCUCAAUCAACAGAAUAAAGUUGACUUUCUUAUUCAUUGAUGCCGCAUUUCCCGAACUCCAUGUAUCUGGUACAGCUUCUUGUAUGUUGAAAAGCUUUUGAGAGAGACAUUGGGGAUCAUAAGCGUGAUACAUUCCACACGAGGACAGCUGAAUGCACCAAGACAAUCAUCCUUAUCAGUUGAUGAUUGCCUUAAGCUUAAGCUGUUACCCUCGUGCUUUUCUUACAAGGAACAUAGUCAAUUAAAAUUUAGAGUCGAACGACCCAAAUCAUGUAACUUAAGUUUUUAACUGUAUGUUUUCAGAGAAAGUUAAUAUUAAUUGUCUCAUAAGCAGCAUUAUCUGACUGAUUUUAUACA
This is a messenger RNA of Musa acuminata subsp. malaccensis (wild Malaysian banana), 986 nucleotides long. RefSeq names its product tRNA-specific adenosine deaminase TAD2. Gene Ontology annotation, biological process: tRNA wobble adenosine to inosine editing. Gene Ontology annotation, molecular function: tRNA-specific adenosine-34 deaminase activity; zinc ion binding. The record is from RefSeq and is a predicted model, not a curated record. Lineage: Eukaryota; Viridiplantae; Streptophyta; Magnoliopsida; Zingiberales; Musaceae.